UUUAAGUAAAAUUAUUCGGUUUAGAAGGAUUUAUAUUGUUUGAUGGCUUAUGAUGUCAGAGACAGGUGUACAAAAAAUUGUGCUAGUGGAAAUGUAGUCGCGAAGGUGAUGAAGAUAUAUUCUAAUUGUCGUGAAGGUGUUUCGAAAAAUUUCCAUAGUCAGAUUUAUGAUCCAUUGAAUAUCCAAGAGUUGUACGUUGGAAAAAAACUUUAAAGAAAAAUUUUAAAAGCUUCCCUUUUUAAAAAAAUUUCUAUUUUGAGUUAUUGUUAUUCCGGAUUCAUCUGAUUUUGAUAUCAUUUUUUCCGACCUUUUUAGACGAUGUGGUUUAUGUUAAUGAUUCUGGCACCAUUCCUACAGAAAUGUUCUUCAAAAUGUCAAGUUGAACCGACUGUCGAUAUCCCUUUAGGGAAAAUCAUGGGGAAAACAGUAUUCUUUGACGACAUUCCAGUAUUCACAUUUCAAAGCAUACCAUAUGCAAAACCACCACUUAAUGACAAACGCUUCAAAAGAACUGAACCAGUGGAACCUUGGGAUCAACCAUUACUGGCCACACAUUUACCACCAGCGUGUGUCCAGCAUUCAUCGAAUCCUUUCCCAUGGCUGGAUGAUUUUCCUGGACAUUCAGAAGAUUGUUUGUACCUCAAUAUUUGGGUACCGACUAAUGCCAGUUCCUUAAAUAAAAAGCCCGUCAUGUUUUACAUCCACGGAGGAGGAUUUAGAAUUAGUUCAAGUAGAAUAGAUUUUUAUGAUGGUAGGGUAUUAGCUGCACUAGGAGAUGUCAUAGUUGUGAAUACAAACUAUAGGUUAGGGGCAUUGGGGUUUCUUUACUUAGGAAUCGAAGAUGCCCCAGGAAAUAUGGGUAUUCAUGAUAUAUACGAAUCACUAAAGUGGGUUCGCUCGAAUAUAGAAUCUUUUGGUGGUGACAAACAUCGUAUAACUCUUUUUGGCCAAAGCGCUGGAGCGAUUUCUAUAGGAAUGUUCAUGACUUCUCCUGCCUUUAAUGGAAUAUUUCAUCGAGCCAUAAUGGAAAGUGGAACAGCAGCCACCUUAAGAGGCAAGAACAAUGCAAAAGACACUGAACUUGGAGAACUUUUGGCAAAGGGAAUUGGAUGUGCCAGAGACAACAAGACAUUUGAGCAAGAACCAGAAAAGGUUGUUAACUGCCUAAAAGGUGCAGAUGCUUUAAACUUGACCAAAGUUUCGGGGAAUGUGAACCCUAAUCCACAGAGCGGAUAUUUUCCAAGAUAUGGUGAUAAUCUGCUACCCCACGAUCCUCGCCUAUCACUGAUAAAAGGUGAUUUUAUGCCUGUAGAUCUCUUGAUCGGUGCUAACCAUAAUGAAGGAUCAAUUUCAAUUACCAAGGAGUGGACGGAUGUUUUUGGCUUCUUUGGCGAAAAAACUUCGAAAAUUAACAAAACAUUUGGUGAAAAAAUUCUCAAGAAUAUUUUCCUUAGUUUUCCGUACAGAAAAGCAGUGAUACAACGUUAUUUAGGGGAUUUAGAUGAAGAUUGUGAUGACAUUCUAUAUCAAGUACAAGCUGCAAUAGGGGAUCUCACCCGAAUUUGCCCGUCGAUUUACUUAGCUGAGACAGUGGCUCAAAAAAAUGACAAUGUGUAUUUUUAUUUUUUUAAACAUCGACCCUCCAACUCCCCUUUCGCACCGUGGAUGGGUGUGGUCCAUUUCGAUGAAACCCCUUUCGCAUUCGGAUACCCUCUGAGGUACCCACAGAAUUACACAGCAUAUGAAGUACAGCUAAGUCUAGAAAUGGUACAUGUCUGGACAAGUUUUGCUAAAAAUGGGUUCCCAAGUAUACCAUGGCCAAAAUAUUCAAAGAGAACGCAUCGAUACAAAGCUUUUGAGCAAAAAACAAAUACUCUUAAAGUUGGACCACAUUUAGAAAGUUGUAAUUUCUUCAGAAAAUCAUUCGGCUUUUAGGUAUUGCCAAUUAAACUGAUGGACCACGCGAGAUUUUUUAUGACGCAGCAAAGUUAACCGACCUUACAAGCGAAACAUAAAUAUCAUCCCUCAACUUGUUUAAAAUCAAAACAAUAUAACAAAAGUAGAACUCGUUACAUUAUGGAAAUGGUUGAACCUCUUUCUAACCAAGUUUGAAGCUAUUAGAAAACUUCGCAGUUUUCCGUAUCGAGCAAGUUCACGUACACAUAUUUUGUAGUAACUGCGCAUGCACAGAUAAAGUGCGCCGAAUUAACAUUAAAAAAUUAAUAAAAUAGUUAACGAACAUGUAAAGUUACUUCCUAACUUGCGCACGCGAUUAUACAUUAAGCUUCAAAAUCUCUUGAAAAUCACGACCGUCCAUCACGUCUUAGCCUAGCCAAUGCAAAAUUUUUAAAAAAUUAGUACUUCAAUCUAUCUCUUCUCUUAUCUACAUUAUAUGGUCAAUAAAAAAUUUUUAAAGUACCCGUUGAUAUGAUUGUUCAAAUUGAUAAUUUAGUGAACUGGGAUAAAUUAACGCUCUAUUAAGUGAAUUGGUGUUUUUCAACUAUUCUUUUAUUCAAUUUAUAAAAUUGCGAAGUGUUAUUAAUCGCAUGGAACAGAUUUGAGAUGUAAAUGUGAACUUAUUUGAAAUAAUGCAUUUUUGAAUAAAAUUUUCCUUAACAAAA
This is a messenger RNA of Parasteatoda tepidariorum (common house spider), 2621 nucleotides long. Its product is annotated as acetylcholinesterase-1. The record is from RefSeq and is a predicted model, not a curated record. Gene Ontology annotation, biological process: choline metabolic process; acetylcholine catabolic process. Gene Ontology annotation, molecular function: acetylcholinesterase activity. Gene Ontology annotation, cellular component: plasma membrane. NCBI's taxonomy places the organism in Eukaryota, Metazoa, Arthropoda, Arachnida, Araneae, Theridiidae.